AGUUGAGACAUGAGACAAGCUGAACUGCUGAAGAUUCGGCAGUGCACACCAUAUGAUCUUUUACCGUUUUUUGAUUAUUCUGACGUUUUAUUUAACAUCGUAGUCGGAGGUGCAGCGGCGCUGCUAAAUCGCUCCAGAACACGCAAGCGUGGAAGCGAGCCGGGGCGCUAGGCAUGCUCAGAAAGCGCGGGUUUAAAACUGCGCUGCCAUCAUCUGGCGAAUCUGCGCUCUCUACCAAACAAAACAGACAAACUUCUACUCUUCCGAACAAAUUGGGAUUUUUUAAACUCUGCUGUUUUGUGUUUCGAGAAAAACGUGGCUGAAUGACUUCAUCCAGGACAUCUGCCAGGCUACCAGCUGUUCAGAACAGACCGCGACGAGGUGGGAGGUUGGAUUCAAAAAUGCCUCCACCACUGGCUCCGCAUGGCAUGUGCCUAAAAAUCUUAAAUGAGCGUAACACCAAGGAUGGCAUGGGCUCGACAACAAAACCUUUGAAGUUCUUGGACCAGGACUAUAACACUUUAAAAGAUAACUGUCUCAAGAAGGACCUGAGAUUCAUUGAUGAGUUCUUCAAACCAGACCUUCGUUCCAUUGGCAAAGACCUGUUGAAUCAGCAUGAAAUGGCCAAAAUAGAAUGGAAAAGGCCAAUGUUAAUCUCGAAAAAUGCACAGUUUGUUGUCGACGGAUUGUCCAGAUUUGACUAUGCCCAAGGGGAAGUAGUGGGAAACUGCUGGUUUCUCGCUUCUGUUGGGGCUUUAACUUUUCAGAAAAACUUGCUUCUGAAUAUCAUUCCACAAGGACAGUCACUUUACAACAAUUAUGCUGGGAUAUUUCACUUCAGGUUUUGGAGGUUUGGAAGAUGGUAUGAUGUUGUGAUUGACGACAAACUGCCAACAAUCAACGGCAAACUCAUUUUUGUACAAGCAAAAACAAGUAAUGAAUUUUGGCCUGCCUUGCUGGAGAAAGCUUAUGCCAAGGUGUGUGGGUCUUAUGCUGACAUGCACGCUGGUCGGGUAUCUGAGGCCCUGUUGGACUUUUCUGGAGGGGUGCACAUGCAUUUUGACCUUAAAUCAGCUCCUGCAGACUUAUGGAGGAUGAUGUACCAUGCAAGCCAGGCACACGCCCUCAUGGGGUGCGAAACUGCAGGGGGUGGACGUGAAAUUCUAUUACAAAAUGGCAUAGUAAUGGGUCAUGCUUACACUGUGACAGGAGUGUAUCAGGCAACGUUUCAAGGACAUCCAGUCCAGCUGGUGCGACUGUUCAACCCAUGGGGACAGACGGAAUGGAAUGGAGACUGGAGUGACUACUCAAAUAUGUGGAAAGGAGCGAGUGAGAAAGACCGCAAAGUGAAUCAUGCAGCUGAAAAUGGGGAGUUCUGGAUGUCAAUGAAAGAUUUCACCACAUAUUUUGACAACAUGGAUAUUUGCUCUCGCUAUCCUGAUUUUCUGGAAGAUACCCCAAAGUGUCAGUGGACAUUUAAGUACCACUAUGGCAAUUGGGUAACCGGGUCUACAGCUGGUGGCGGCAUGAAUUAUCAAGAGACUUUCUGUAGAAAUCCCCAGUUUUGGCUGAGGGUAAAUAAAAGGAGUAAGGCAUCUGAAGAUGGCCACAACAAUGUACUGGUGUCCCUGAUACAGAUACCAGACAAAAGAAACAGACGCAGUGUUCCAGUCCAUUCUAUCGCCUUCAGUGUGUUUGAGGGGGACUCCGCUCCACCUGCCUCAGGCUUCGCUGGCCCUAGUCCACCUACAGGUCUACCUGGUAAGCGUGAGAUGAGGGCUUCAUGGAGAAUGCUUCCGGACUCCUCCUGCACAAAGCUUGCCACGCCGCCCACCGCUCCUUCGCAAUCGGCCAAAAAACCGAUGCUCCUGCCGGGCGUCCCAGCCGGUGCUCCAGCUGGCCUGUCUGCCAUGUCUAGCCCUUCCUGUCCUGCCCGUCCCACAUCUCCAUGCUCCAAGAAAAGUACCCUAGCCAUGUCAGUCCCUUUCGAUCCUGCCCCUCCCUCUCCUCCCCCCAUCCCACCAAUGCCUAGUAUUCCACCAGAGAUGAGAUCUGAAGGAAAGUUUGGAGCAAGCUUCUUCCUAAAGAGAAAGCCUGUGGAAAUCUGCGCGAAUGAGCAUGCAAGACAGGUGAUGAAAUUCUUUAGACUGGUGCCAGGACUGUAUCUCAUCGUACCAUACACUAAAAUCCCCAACCAGAAUGCUGAAUUCUUCAUGUCCAUUCUCAGCAAAAAUGAGAUCCACAUGGAAAAAGACACAGAAAGAACUGAGAAAGGCUUUCUUGUGGAUUUUACAAAGGUUCAUCACACUGAUCAUGUGGAUAAAGAAUCCAAAAAUAAAAAACAAAAUGUUGCACUGUUUCGACAAUAUUCUGAUCAGUACAAAGAUGUCGAUGCUUGGCAACUUCAACAACUCCUACACCAAAACCUAGGAGACAUAAACGUUUCUGAAGGAUUUGGUCUGGAUACUUGUAGAAGUUUGAUUGCCAUGUCAGAUUCUACUGUAGCUGGCAAACUUGAUGGAUCAGAAUUCAUGCGUCUGUGGAAUCGAAUUCUCAAAUACAAGGAAAUCUUCUUGAGAAUGGAUUCGUCAAAAGAUUGUGUUCUCUCUCUGAAUGAGCUGAGAAAUGCAUUAGAGAAAACAGGCAUGCAUUUAAAUGAAGACAUUCUGACUCUCAUGACUGUGCGAUACGGUGGUGCAUCAGAGCAGAUUACUCUUGAGGGCUUCAUAUGCCUUGUCAUGCGUUUGAAAUGUAUGGCUAGCAUAUUCCAGAGACUCUGUAAAGGUGGAAAGGUGACUCUUGACGAGAGUGAGUGGAUAAGACUUACCAUGUAUUCAUAAGGGCUGCUUGCCAAGAGAUUUACCAACAAAUGCUAAAUGCGACUUGCCAAUUCAAUACUGACAGCAUAAUUAAAAAGUCACAGUAAUAAACAACUCAUUAAAGAUCAACUUUCUUUCAAUGCUGUAUUGCAGUCAGUAAGUGUUAUAACUUUUACUUUUUAUUUAGCUACAGGAUACUGUGCAAAAGUAUUAUAGGCCUGUGGAGCUCUGGCUAUUGUCACACACGUAGUGCAUACCACAAUCUCACUGGAUUGCAACUGUUUAACUGAUAUUUACUACUGAUACACUUAAGCAAACGAUGUAAAUAUCUAGCAUAAAACCAUUUCAUUGGGCUGAAAAUACCAACAUUCCUAAGACUUUUGCACAGUACUGAAUUUGGGGUAAAAACUGUGAUAGACACACAAUAUACGUUUCUUCUUUGUUCUUUAGCCAGUUUAGUCAAGUAUUAACGUUAGUUUGUUUGUUAGUAUUAAAAAAGACACAUUCAUGCAGUAUUUUGACAAAUGCCUGAGCUGUUUUUCACAAUAUAACUGAAUGUAUGGCCGUUUAAACCUUACUUAUUUACUCAAAAACAAAUAACGGAUCACACAAAAAAAAUUUCGAUAUUUAAUUUGAUUCAAUUCAAAUAGUUAAAUAGCAUGAGGGUGAGCAAAUAUGACAGAAUUUGAGUGAACUGUUCAUAAUCUGUUGUAAAUGUUGAUUAUUGAUGUUGAAAUUUCCAACUUUGGUGGGUUGCUUGGGGGUGAUUUUCUUCAAUUUAUAUUCCUCUUCCUAUCUCUCAGAAUUACUUUGUGGAUCUGUACCCAACUGUUUGCAUUUUGUUUUUAGAUCAUGGUAAUGUUGGAAUGUCUAUCCUGGUGAGAUAUGAGUCCACUGUUCAUUGUUAUGAUACACAAUAUCUACUAAAUAAAUCCAUUCCAUAAUCGUCUAGGGGUUAUCUGUCCAACUCUCAGUCGUAAUACAAUACAACUUUCCCUAUGUGAUGUUAAAUAACGUGGGUGUCAUUCCUCUCCGAAAUGUGUGGAUCAAUACUUGUGUGUGUCAGCUAAAUUAAACCCCCAGAGAGAGGCCACCUGCAGUUGCCCAUCCCUGUGCAGUAAAACAACAACAAAAUGUAUUUAUAUAGCACAUUUAAGAAACAACAAUGCGUCACAGUGAAUAAAAUUAAAAUAAAACAAAUAAGACAAAUAAAAACAGAAAGAUAAAAAAUACCACUGUAGAAAUGGAUCAGGGAAUGUUAAAUGCCAAUAAAAUAGCUAAGUUUUAAAGACUGGGCAGAUCUGAUGUAAACGAAGGCUGUUCAAUAAUUUAGAGAUAACAAGGGAUUUCAAAGGCACGGUCCCACUAUUUUUAAGUCUAGAACUGGUUAGAUGUCAAGCAGGUCAGACUCCCUGGAUCUUGAGUGAGAGUGGAUGGAGUAAAUCAUGGAGAUACUGUGGGCCUUGGUUUCGUAAGGAUUUAUAAAAAUCUCAAAGGGGAAAACCCGUUGUUGGCGAGGAGCAAACAUAACAAACUCGGUCCCCUUUAGGACCCCACGUGAUUCUUUUACAGCUCAGAUUACAGGAGUUGUAGAAUCCUGACCGCUUCUGAAAUCUGGUUGCAUCACACACCGAAGAAUCUUGAUAGGUUCUCUUAUUUAAAAUCUUAACAAAAUAUUUGGCAUUGCCUUCACAUCACACAGUACAAAAUCAUUUUAAGAGGAGAAGUACCCAGACACGCGUAUCAUUUGAUUUUACCAGAAAGACGAUGUAAAUA
This is a messenger RNA of Triplophysa dalaica, 4595 nucleotides long. Its product is annotated as calpain-1 catalytic subunit. The record is from RefSeq and is a predicted model, not a curated record. Gene Ontology annotation, biological process: proteolysis. Gene Ontology annotation, cellular component: cytoplasm. Lineage: Eukaryota; Metazoa; Chordata; Actinopteri; Cypriniformes; Nemacheilidae. The transcript has 24 exons. Gene Ontology annotation, molecular function: calcium ion binding; calcium-dependent cysteine-type endopeptidase activity. The coding region runs from base 324 to 2840 and encodes 838 amino acids.